Molecule: messenger RNA, 991 nt
Organism: Bradysia coprophila
Lineage: Eukaryota; Metazoa; Arthropoda; Insecta; Diptera; Sciaridae
Product: calcyclin-binding protein
Biological process (GO): heart development
Cellular component (GO): nucleus
Molecular function (GO): tubulin binding; ubiquitin protein ligase binding; S100 protein binding
Source: RefSeq, a predicted model, not a curated record
UCAUUCAAAAUCGUACAUAUGUACAUAUAUAUGCAAAAAAGCACAAACGAGCCAUACACAAUAACAUUGCAAGAAGAAUCUGGAAUUUGUACGAAUCGACUGGAAGAUAUAAGUUCUAUCAAUUAUACAUUAACACAAAAUUGAUUCCAGGAAAAGUUGAUUUAACGGUUAUUAUAAGUGAGGACGCGUAAGAUGGCCAAUACGAAAUUAGAUGAGCUAACAAAGGAUCUCGACGAGUUGAAGCAGUUUUCCGAAAAGUCGUUGCGAAAAAGAAUUCAAGGCAUACUGGGUGUGGAAAUUCGUAAAAUAGAAACUGAAAUCAUUCAGAUCCGUGACCAAAUCGCUGCGACAUCGAGUACUGCUGCCGGUGCACCAGUGCAGCAAAAACCAGCACCAAGUCAAACAAAACGAUACGAAGUCGAAUUGACCAACUACGGCUGGGAUCAAAGUGAUAAAUUUAUCAAGCUGUUUGUUACGUUGGAUGGUGUGCAUUCGGCCAGCGAGGAUGACGUGUUGGCUAUAUUCAAUCCGUCCUCAAUUGUGCUGCAGAUAAAAGGUGUGAACAACAAGGACUUCAAAUUGAAUAUAAACAAUCUGCUUGAGUCGAUCGAUGUGGAAAAGAGCUACCGCAAAAUAAAAACGAACAUGGUUACCGUCUAUGCGAAAAAGGUGAAAGAAGGUUCGAAAUGGUCUCAUCUCACGCUCACCGAACAACGGUUGAAAACGGCUAAAGACAAUAUGCUCAAAGAUUCGGCUGACGAUGGUGAACUGGACUCGAAAGAUCCGAGUGCUGGUUUAAUGAAUAUCAUGAAGAAGAUGUACCAGUCUGGCGAUGCUGAAACGAAGCGCAUGAUUUCGAAGGCUUGGACUGAGGGUGCCGAAAAGAAAGCUGAAAUGGGGAUGUAAAUUGCUGGACAUUUCUGAAUACGGAUAAUCGAUUGCUUUGCAUGUGUAAAUUGGAGAUCAAUAAAGUCAUUCCCUUAUCGAAAGA